AGUUGUCUGCGCGCACUUUAACCGAGCGGCUGUUUAGCUGUUUAUACGGUCGACGAAGUUCCUUUGCGGCCACUUAGCAUUGUUUUUGUGUGUCGUCGCUCGCUUGACGCUUGUAUUAACAAAAAAUUUAGUUAGCCAGUUUGAAUUGGUUGCAAACGAAUUGAGCUAUUUAUCAAUUUGAGGAAAUCGGUAAUAAAUAGUGUCUUAGUUAGAGUCGCCAUCUGAAUAUCUGCAUCUGCAUAUGCGUAUGCGUGUGUGUACGUGUGUAUUAAAGUGUGAAAUGGCGAAAAUCAAUAACAAAGCAAACUGCGAAUAGGGUCAAAAUAAAACACGCAAAAAGCGUUUUAAUUCCAAGUAUUUCUUAAAAAGAAAAAAAGAAGAGAAACAAUUUAUAAGCGUGUCUGUCUGUGCCUCUAGUGCAUGUGUGUGUGUAAACAGAACAACGCGCGUGAUUCAUACCUUGAUACUCCGGGGGCGGCACAGGAAAAGUCGUCGACAGCGCGUGUUGUUGUUGGCCCGAAAGACACGGACACGGAGUCCGUCCAUUGAACUGCCGCGGCUGACGACGACGUCGACGACGGCAACGGCUGGUGCUGCUGCGACGCGACUGCGACGCAAUUGCUUCCUGGCGAAACGACGCCGACAACAACAACAUGGACAAAACAAUCUGUGCAAUAGUGGAGUACGAGUAUGCUGCCAAGGAACCAGAUGAACUGGAUCUACACAAGGGUGCCAUCAUACAUCGCAUCAAACAGAUGCCCGGCGGCUGGUGGCAGGGCACACUGAAAGCCUCCGGCGUAACGGGCAUGUUUCCGGAUAACUUUGUUCGCGUACUGGAGCCAAGCAGCAAUGGCAACCACAGCGAUGAUAGUGCGGCAGUGCAGCUCAGGGAGAAAUCAGCGACAUCGAAUCGCCGCUGUAAAGUCAUCUACAGUUACACACAAGUCAACGACGACGAACUGACGCUGGCCGUGGGUGAUGUCAUUGAAUUCCUAGGGGAGGUCGAGGAAGGCUGGUGGCGUGGACGUUUGCGCAGCAAAGUUGGCGUAUUUCCCUCGAAUUUUGUGCAACAUAUCGAACCGUCGCCGAUUCUGGCCUCCAAGCGGCCGCCAACGAUUGGUGCAACGGUCACGACAGCGGCGCUAACAGCAAAAGCUGCCAACAUAGCGACAGCAGCCGCAGCAGCAGCAGCAGGAGCGACAACAACAGCAACAGCAACAACAGCAGCUGCUGCGCCUGCAGCAGUUGCACCUGCAACUACAGCCACAGCAAAGCAAUCGAAAAGCAGAGCCACGGCGUCCACAGCCGUUGCAAGUGGAGCAGCUGCUGCGGCUGCGGCUGCUGCUGCUGCUGCUGCUGCGCCCACGUUACCACCGAAGCCACAGCGCGACAUGUGUCGCGUGGAGUUUCCCUAUGCGCCGCAGAAUGAGGACGAGCUGGAGCUCAAGGUGGACGACAUUAUCAAUGUCAUUAGCAUGGAGCUGCCGGACAAGGGCUGGUGGAAGGGCGAGCUAAACGGCAAAGUGGGCGUCUUUCCCGAUAAUUUUGUCAAACUCUUGGCGCCCUCAGAAGUCGCGCCUAUUAACGAGCCAUCAUCAGCAGCAGCAGCAGCAGGCACAACGCAGCAAUCGCAGCGCAAGAUAAGCAACACGAGCCACAUGACCACAACGAACUCCAGCAGCAGCAGCAGCACCACCACCACCACAGCGGUGACGCAGCAGCAGCAGAGCAGCGCUUCAACCACAUCGAAGGUCUAUAUCAAGAAGACGGGCAGCAGCAGCAAUUCGUCUGCAACGGGACGCAAGGAGAGCUUUGGAUCUCGCGAUUCCCUCAAUGAUAUACUCAGCGAAACGGGUCUGCCGAUUGGCACUGUGGCCGCCCAGCGUAAGUCGUUGGAGAACAAGAACCUCGAUCUGAGCAAGCUGCCCGGUGGCGCUGGUAAGCAGCAGGGCAACACGAUCAUAACAACAACAACAACAUCCACGAGCAACAACAGCAGCAGCAGCAACACUUCAGCCGCGACGUACGCGGAACUGCGCAAGAGUCUGGACAACAUGGAUGAGAAGAUGAAGUCGCCAACGCCGCCAGUGGUGGGCAAGAAGCCCAGUGUGCCGCUUAAGAAGACGCCCACGGGUGGUGUCCCGGGCAGCAUUCUGGGCGGCGGCAUGAAGAAGAAGAGCGCUGAAAGCAAAUUAACCAGCGCCGUAUCGCACGACGUUUCCGAUGGAUUGGCUGGCAGUAAACUAGUAGGCGGACAGCUGCCCGAAUCGGGCGCCUCUGGCAAUGUGGUUAUGAGGCGUGCGGCUACCAUAGCCGUUGAGGAUACGGACUUUGAUACUGUGGAACGCGGCUCUAUAUUGCAGGACAUGCGCGCGGGACGCGUCAAGGCGCCCAAACGUCGUCCGCCUUCGGCGGCCAUCAAUGUGCUUGGCGAGAGCAACAACAAUUCGGUGUAUGUCAAUGGCAGCGGCAUGGCCAGCAGCGCCAGCGAGUUAAGCGAAGAUGGCGGCGUUGGUGGCAAGCAAGCGACAGGCUCGUCCGAUGACAAUUCGAUGGGCGAGGAACCGCAGCUGGCCAAGCCCAAGCCACGCGAAUGGGAAAAGAAAAAGGCGCCCUGGAUGGAGGAGCUGAAAGCGUCACAGGUGACGCGCAAAAAGUCGUCGCCCAACGUGGAGCCCCGUGGCGGUCCAGUUUCCGUUGCUGAGCGCACUUCAAAGCUGUUUGCAACCGACCAAGCGACGGUCGUUACCAGCAGCAGCAACACUGCAACCAGCAGCAACACGACUGCAUCGAAAGUGCAAUCGAGUGCGGUGACCUCAUCUAGCAUCAUGCAGCAGUCUAUGAUCGUGGAGAGCAGCACCAGUAGCAGCAGCAGCAGCCAAAAGAUGGAGUCAGCCACCACAAAUAUUAUAAACAGCAGCAGCAGCAACAACAGCCACGAUGCCAUCAUGUCCAAGAGCAUGUCUGCAGCAAAGACGACGGCGACAACAUCAAUAGCACCAGCAGCAGCAGUAGCAGCAGCACCUAUUGCCGCACCCACUGCCAUGAGCAGCGAUGAGGAGUCACGAGCGACACGCCCCAAAAGCUUGGCGAUACGUAAUCGCAGCGUGUCACCCCUGGUUAAGACGAGCAACAACGCCAGCAGUACGCAGCAAGCGGAGAGGAGCAACAAUGUCAGCGUGAAUGACAGUCCUGCGACAUCGUUGCUCAACAAUCAUCAAAGCAACCUAGACGCCUUGCCACGAGUGCAGGAGCUCGAGUGCCGCUUAGAUAAGUUGGAGACGACCGUCUUGACGCAACAGCGCACCAUCGAGGAGCUGAUCCGGACGCUGCGCGAGGAGACCGAGCGCGUGAGGGUGCUACGCGGCGAACUGGACAAAUAUGCGCAACAACAAACACGUCGCGGGAAAUUUGAUAAUUGGAUGUUCUGAGUCAACAAAUUCAGCA
This is a messenger RNA of Drosophila hydei, 3447 nucleotides long. RefSeq names its product serine-rich adhesin for platelets (gene cindr). The record is from RefSeq and is a predicted model, not a curated record. Lineage: Eukaryota; Metazoa; Arthropoda; Insecta; Diptera; Drosophilidae. The transcript has 8 exons. Gene Ontology annotation, molecular function: protein binding. The coding region runs from base 654 to 3431 and encodes 925 amino acids.